Messenger RNA from Leptopilina heterotoma, 2084 nucleotides. RefSeq names its product fidgetin-like protein 1. NCBI's taxonomy places the organism in Eukaryota, Metazoa, Arthropoda, Insecta, Hymenoptera, Figitidae. Gene Ontology annotation, molecular function: microtubule severing ATPase activity; ATP binding; ATP hydrolysis activity. The coding region runs from base 112 to 1992 and encodes 626 amino acids. The transcript is spliced from 3 exons. The record is from RefSeq and is a predicted model, not a curated record.
UUUGUCAGAAACAUAACCUAAAAAUUGUGAAUUAUCAAAAUAAACAAAUGCUAGACAGAUUUUGUUAGAAUUUUUUUUUGAAGUAGUUUAAUAUAUAGUUUAAUCAAGAUUAUGAGUGUGAAGAACACAGCGGGUGAAAAUUUAAAAAGUAAUUAUUUAGCAGCAAUUCAAGAAUUAGAGUUUUCGAAAGACGAUGAAAAUCAUUUUAAAGCAAUUGACAUUGAACGAAGAUGUCUUUUUAUGAAAUAUUCCGUUGCACAAAAAUUAGAUUCGCAGGACACGGCGGCAGCAAUAUUAUCCCCAAAUCUCGAGAAUAUAGGUGAAAAAGUGGACAAUAUGAAAGGCAUUAAUAAUUAUUGGUCACAAUUCAAGGAAUUGAGCAUUAAAACGGACAACGAUCCGAAACAAUGGAAAUCAACAUUAACAGAACCUCAAACAAUGUUAAAGAAUUUAAAACCCCUCUCUUGUCAAAAGGACAAUCGACAAUCGUGUGCAAAAAAGGAAUUCAGCGAUCGGCACAUUGAAAAAUUAAUAGAUUUAUUACAAAAUAAAAAUUCCACGAGAAAUCGAAAAAUACCAAAAGUUGAGGAAAAAGCGGAGAGAAAUGGCUUUGAAUCAAGAAGCAAUAAUUUACCAACAUCUUCAGAAACAAAACUCAAUUUUGGAAGAAUCAACAAUGAGAAGAAAUUAAUUGCAGAGCGAAAUUUUGAAAUGAAACUGAACUCGAAGGCUGAUAGUAAUAGUAAAUUUGUACCAAAGGUUCAAGUUAAGAAAUCGUAUUUUAAUCAGAAAACAGAGAAUAAAGUUGGAAAAAGUUGGUCGAGUGUACCGAAAUAUAAUAAUCGAAGGAAUUUUCCACCUGAAUCAUCGUCGGAAGACGAAGUGAAAUCGAAUCCAAUGAAUGCGUUUAAAACGGCGAGAGUUGAAUUAAUGGAACAGGAGGCGAAGAAAAAUGGACAGAAAAAAACGCUUGGAAUUCAUGGUAGAGGUGGUGCGGUUAAUUCGAGAUUUGUUUGUCCAAUGAAAGCCGAUGGCGAUGAGGAAAUGGAGAAUGUACCGGAGGAAUGUCAACAUGAAUUACUGAGGAACAUUGAACCGAAAAUGGUCGAGCAAAUUAAGAACGAAAUUAUGUAUUCGGGGACAAAGGUGACUUGGAACGAUAUUGCCGGUUUGGAGUACGCGAAGGGAGUUAUUCAAGAGGUGGUGGUGAUUCCAAUGCUGAGACCUGAACUAUUCACUGGAUUGCGUCAACCACCGAAAGGAAUUUUACUUUUUGGACCACCGGGAACGGGAAAAACGCUCAUUGGAAAGUGCAUCGCUUCGCAGAGCAAGUCAACGUUCUUCUCAAUUUCCGCCAGUUCAUUGACGUCCAAGUGGAUUGGCGAGGGAGAAAAAUUGGUUCGAGCACUAUUCGCCGUAGCGCGCAUCCAUCAGCCCUCAGUAGUAUUCAUCGACGAAAUUGAUUCCCUCCUGUCUCAGAGAUCAGAAACCGAACACGAGAGUUCAAGACGAAUGAAAACGGAAUUUUUGGUACAACUCGACGGUGCAGCAACGGGCGACAAGGAUAAGAUACUCGUCCUAGGAGCGACAAAUCGUCCAUAUGAACUCGAUGAGGCAGCACGUCGACGACUCGUUAAACGUCUUUAUAUUCCCCUACCCGAACUCGAGGCACGCGUACAAAUUGUCGAUAAUCUUUUAAAAAAUGAACGACACGAACUUACAAAUGAGGACAUUGAGGAAAUUGGUCGACUCGCCGAUGGCUAUUCAGGAGCUGAUGUGACAAAUCUUUGUAAGGAGGCGAGUAUGGGACCAAUACGAAGUGUUCCAAUUGAUCAAAUGGAAAAUAUUCGACCUGACGAUAUAAGAAAAAUUACCAUUGAUGAUUUUAAGAAAGCUCUAACUUUUGUUCGUCCCAGUGUAUCGCAAGCUGAUCUCGCCGUUUAUCUCGAUUGGGAUAAAACUUAUGGUUCAGGAACGGCUCAAAAUACGUAAAUUUGUAUUUUUUUUUUAAAUAAAGACUAAACUAUUGAGUAUUAUUUUUUUACCCGUUGCCUAGAGAGCAAAUAAAAGAAUUUUGUAAUAAA